This is a messenger RNA of Rotaria sp. Silwood2, 981 nucleotides long. The record is from the annotation of a GenBank genome assembly. NCBI's taxonomy places the organism in Eukaryota, Metazoa, Rotifera, Eurotatoria, Philodinida, Philodinidae.
AUGGCAUCUUUGAUUGAAUCAUUAAAUUACACCUCAGAACAACUCAAUCGAUAUUUAGCACCUAUUAUUUUUAUCGUUGGCGUAGUGGGAAAUAUUCUAAAUUGUUUAGUUUUAUCAGAACGAACACUUCGAUCAAAUCCAUGUGCAUUACUUUUCCUUGCUUCAUCAUUUAUUGAUCUUAUUUCAAUUCUAAUUGGUCUACCUACUCGAAUUUUGGCUGGUUGGAACCUUGAUCCAACUACUACAAUCUAUUGGAUUUGUAAAACUCGUGCUUUUAUUGUAUUUAGUACGAGAACAAUGGCAAUCUGGUUGAUUACAUUAGCUACAAUUGAUCGAUGGUUAAUAUCAUCUAUUGAUAUUCAUCGUCGACAAAUGAGUAAUUUGAAAAAUGUUAAACGAGAAAUAUUUAUCAUUGUAACUCUCUCGAUUCUUACUUAUACAUAUAUGCUUUAUUGUUAUGAAGCUAACAUUGCUGAUGCACCACUGAAGUGCUAUGGAAAAAGCCACACUUGUCGUCUAAUUACUGAUUUGACAUAUUUAUUUAUAACUAUAGUAAUUCCAUUGAUUUUAAUGAUAUUAUUUGGUUUACUAACUAUUUCACAUGUACAUCAUUCUCAUAGUCGCAUACAAAAUGAGGCUCUCGGAUCGGUUAAUAUUCCAUCGACAAUAAAAGAAUUACAUGUUAAAAAAGUUGAUCAUCAUUUGUUUCGUAUGCUUAUUAUACAAGUACUUCUGUUAACUAUCUUAUGUAUUCCACAGACAAUUGAAAAAUUUCUCAUUACAUUCAAAUCGUUCGGUUCUGAAUCUGCAUUAGAAGAUGCUAUCAAAGUAUUUCUAUAUAAUAUUGAAAUACUUCUGGCUUUUAUUGCAAGUAGUAUGUCAUUUUAUAUUUAUACAUUAGCUGGUGGAAGUAUUUUUCGAAAAGCUUUUCUUGGUUUAAUACGAACAGUCAAACAAAAGAUCACACGCCAAUUUCAUUAA